GCAUCGAGAAUAGCUGCAGCAGCAGCGACGUCUUCAGUGGGCGUACGACACGCUUCGUCUGGCUUUUCGACGCUGCGGUCGUUUUUUCUUCUGCUUCAGUCUUCAACCUUCUCUGGACAUGUUUCUUUGAGUUUUUGCGGCCGAUCGAGCUGUAUUCUUGGAUCCGAGAGUGAAAAAACAUCGAAUUUCCAUAACCAUGGCAAUCGUGGAGGAAUCCCUCACUCUUGACAGAGACGUCAAGCGGUCCAUCGAACUGUUGGACAAGCUGCAGAAAAUCGUUUUUGCAGGUGGAGAGAUCCCGGCCACGAAGUUGGCUGCGCUACAGAAAGUUUUACAGAGCGACUUUUUAAACGCUAUUCGCGAAGUUUACGAACACAUUUACGACACCGUCGACGUUCAGGGAUCUCAGGACGUGAGGGCGUCGGCAACGGCCAAGGCGACGGUGGCCGCUUUCGCCGCGAGCGAGGGUCACGCGCAUCCUCGAGUCGUCGAGCUGCCCAAGACCGAGGAAGGCCUGGGCUUCAACGUAAUGGGUGGCAGAGAGCAGAACUCGCCAAUUUACAUAUCGAGGAUCAUACCGGGCGGUGUGGCCGACAGACACGGUGGCCUGAAACGCGGUGAUCAGCUGUUGUCGGUCAACGGAGUGUGCGUCGAGGGUGAGAAUCACGAAAAAGCCGUAGAACUGCUUAAGCAAGCCCAGAACUCGGUUAAACUGGUCGUACGUUACACGCCGAGGGUCCUCGAAGAGAUGGAGAUGCGCUUCGACAAGCAACGAACUGCCCGCAGACGUUCGCACGUCCCUUAAACUCUGAGAGAUAUACCAAACACCUACAAUCAAUAGUAACGUUUCCUAAGAGUGAUUCAAAAUUACUUGCGCACCAACGACACUCGACGCACACCUCAUGUGGUAGAACUCGUACACCUUCGUAUAGACCCGAUCUGCGAUAUGAUCGUCCGGAAGAUUGUUGACGUAUUAUAUUGGUCUUAAAUAUUUAAUAGCUGCGUUUUCGAAAUAUUCGGAUCAUGCGUUGGACCAAAUUUUCAUUACGUUUGGUAUAUACUUAAAUUGAGAAAUGUCAGACACUUUCAAUGUAGCAUCUGUAUCUUUAUUUAAUAUACAUUGAAAAUUUUCUUUUUCUCUGCUCACGUGUACUCUCAGCGACUAGAUGAUGAUAAAAUAUGUUUUUAUCCAUAUGUAUAAGAAAUAAAUGGAUGUGUUGAUCAACAUAUAUUGUUACUAUUAUUGUUAUACAUUAUUGUAAGGCUGAAAUUUCCUAAGAUUCUCUUAUUUUGUGAAGAUAAGGAUUUGAGAAAUGCUUAAGAUAUACCGAAUACCAAUAAACUUUUACGAACUGAAA
This is a messenger RNA of Nasonia vitripennis (jewel wasp), 1358 nucleotides long. Its product is annotated as protein lin-7 homolog C. The coding region runs from base 197 to 805 and encodes 202 amino acids. The record is from RefSeq and is a predicted model, not a curated record. The transcript is spliced from 6 exons. Gene Ontology annotation, cellular component: basolateral plasma membrane; synapse; cell-cell junction. Lineage: Eukaryota; Metazoa; Arthropoda; Insecta; Hymenoptera; Pteromalidae. Gene Ontology annotation, biological process: protein localization to basolateral plasma membrane; maintenance of epithelial cell apical/basal polarity; neurotransmitter secretion. Gene Ontology annotation, molecular function: protein binding.